GAAACUUAGAGAGAGAGUAACGAAUUCAAGCUCCCCCAAUAAAGAAACGAACACUCUCUUCCCUCUUCCGCGGAUACAAGCAAUUCUACGCUCCUGCUCUAUCCACCACUAUCUCCUCCGCACCGGCUGGCUUGCUUUGCAAAACCCUAGCACUCCUCGCUCUUCUUUCGUCGCGGACUGACUUGCAUUCAUUGACUGACUAUGCGGUUCUUGUUGAGGCUCGCCGGAUCGAGAAAUGCGCCGACCGGAGGCCCCGAUUUGGAGUGCUGGCUUUGUUCGCCGUCGAAUAAGGUAGGCCUCAGGUGUGUCGCCACCAGUUGCAGAGCUGUGCUUUUGCCGCGGUUCGGCGGGCCUGAAGUUCUCCAGCUCCGGGAUGAUGUCAGCGUUCCUGAUCUGAAGCCUAAUGAGGUGCUUGUUCGGGCUCGUGCCGUGUCUAUUAAUCCUCUCGAUACGCACAUGCGAUCAGGCUAUGGUCGUUCCAUAUUUGAAUCACUUUUGCCAAUCAUUUUGGGCCGUGAUGUGAGUGGUGAAGUUGCAGCCAUUGGAACUUCAGUCCGGUCAUUGAGCGUUGGACAGGAGGUAUUCGGAGCACUGCAUCCAACUGCUGUCAGGGGUACUUAUACUGACCAUGCAAUUCUUACAGAAGAUGAACUGACUGCAAAACCAGUAUCAAUGUCACAUGCGGAAGCAAGUGCCAUUCCUUUUGCUGCUCUGACUGCAUGGCGAGCUUUAAAAAGUACUGCUAGGAUAACCCAAGGACAAAGGGUAUUGGUGAUUGGUGGAGGAGGGGCUGUCGGUUUCUCAGCAAUUCAGCUUGCAGUUGCUGCAGGUUGCCAUGUUUCAACUACAUGUGAACGUGAAUGCGUUGAACGGAUUUUUGCAGCUGGUGCUGAACAGGCUGUGAGCUAUACCACUCAGGAUAGUGAAUCAGCUAUAAAAGGGCCAUUUGAUGCUGUUUUGGACACAAUUGGUGUACAAGAAACAGAAAGAAUAGGCAUCAAUCUUUUAAAGAGAGGAGGACAUUAUAUGACUUUACAAGGGGAGGCAGCAACACUGGCUGACAGGUAUGGGCUAGCUAUAGGGCUCCCUAUUGCUACGACUAUGUUGGUCAAGAAACAGAUUCAAUACCGACUUUCUCAUGGCAUAGCGUAUUGGUGGACUUACAUGAGGGCUGAUGCUGAAGGUCUGGAUCAGAUUCGUCGCCUCUCUGAGGCCGGAAAAUUGAAGGUACCUGUGGAGAGAACAUUUCCUAUUACGCAAGUGAGAGCUGCUCAUGAAGCCAAAGAAAAAAGGCGCAUCCGUGGUAAAAUUGUCCUGGAACUUGAUUGAUGAGUACGGACCAAGUCCUAUACUUACAGAAAACGAAAGAAUAAAGAGAAAGUAAAGAAAAAAGAAGGAAUCCGCCUAGUCAAAUUGAUAGUCCUGGGAUAACACCAAGAAUUUUUUAUCAUUUCUUCUUCUACUUGGAGACUGGUCUUCUGGUUGGUCCUGUAUAAUAAGUACCAGGCAUUUUGUACAGGAAGCAUAUAAGAGUUCCAUGAAUUAGCUUUUGAAACUUAAUUGCAAUCUUUGCUCUCGUUAGCGUCGA
Diospyros lotus (date-plum) is the source of this 1588-nucleotide messenger RNA. RefSeq lists its product as uncharacterized. The transcript has 7 exons. Bases 202 to 1329 code for a protein of 375 amino acids. The record is from RefSeq and is a predicted model, not a curated record. Gene Ontology annotation, molecular function: oxidoreductase activity. NCBI's taxonomy places the organism in Eukaryota, Viridiplantae, Streptophyta, Magnoliopsida, Ericales, Ebenaceae.